Messenger RNA from Phragmites australis (common reed), 1892 nucleotides. RefSeq lists its product as uncharacterized. NCBI's taxonomy places the organism in Eukaryota, Viridiplantae, Streptophyta, Magnoliopsida, Poales, Poaceae. The coding region runs from base 516 to 836 and encodes 106 amino acids. The transcript is spliced from 3 exons. The record is from RefSeq and is a predicted model, not a curated record.
CAACCCCUCGCCCGUUCUCCCCACACGCUCCACAGCCAUUUCCAUCUCCGGCCACCGCAUCACCAUAGCCUCCUCCUCCUCCUCCGGCGUCGCGGCGCCCGGGGCUUUCUCCCGCCUCGUCGACCGCACCCGCGUCCCGGACCCCACCCUGCAUCGCCACGCUGUCGCGGCCUUCUUCCGCCACUUCCUCUCCCAGCCCGCGCCCCUCCCCGCCGCGGCCCACGACGCCGCCUCCGCCCUCCUCGCCUCGCCCCACCCUGCCGUCGCCUCCCACGCCGCGGUAUCCCUCGCCCGCCUCCCGCGCCGACCUUCUCCCUCCGGGCCUCGCCCUCCCGCUCCUCCUCGCGCCCCUCGCGGCCUCCCCCUCGCCCCGGCCCGCCUCCUGCCUCGUCAAGGCAGUCCUGUGCCCUUCGCUUCGGCUCCGGCUUCCUGCCCCACGACCAUCCCUUCGUCCAGGCGCUCGCGUCGGGGGCCGACGGCGCGCGCGCGCGGAGUUGACGCGGCAGGCGGCCAGGAUGGUCGCCGAGGGGGUGGACGGGAUAGUAGGGUUUUUGAGGCCGUUCAUGAUGUUCGCUGUUGUGAGGAAGGGGGACGCCCCGUUUGCGAGGGAUUUGAUCGGUGCAUUGACCGCAGCGGCGAAGCCGGGUGUCGCGGUCCCGGUGCUGAAGUUGCUCGAAGAGCGCCUGCUACAUUUUGGCCGCGGGGAUGGUGAGGAAGUGCGGCUCUGGCUUAGUUCUGCAGAGUGCUUGGUGGAUGCUUACGUGGUAUUAUUGAGGAAGUUAGCUCAUGCUCAAACGCCAACAUCCGCGCUAAGUUGUUCCAAUCUCUGUACUUAAGUAAUCGAACUCGAAAGUGCUGCUAUGAGCUAGAUUUGUGCGUACAAGGGUAAAGAAGCGAGCAAGGCUACCUUUCCGCUGGAAAUCCUAUACCUGAGUGCUAUUUGAUCAGAGUGAGUUGUAAUUGAGCUUGAUUUACUUGCUCUUCUAUUUGCAUUUUUUGUUAAGUAUGUGGGUGACUCAUUGUCGUGAGCCAAGUGUGGUGCGGUGUAGUAGUAGGCACUUGUAGGCCCCUUCCCGGCUACUGGAUCACUCCUAAUUCUAUACAAAGAAACUCUUUCGCUUCACUUUGUCAUGAUGCUCAAGCAAGUGGUGUGAAGUUGAUGGAAACACUUAUAUCACAAUGUUCAUUUCAUGAAAAAACUUCUGGGAAUCGCUUCUACAGUUCUUGGGUGCAAAACAUUUAUUCUUGGUGCAAAAGGACAUUGGAUUAUGCUAUCUACCUGAGGUUUCUGUUGUCCUUAGUUCUCUUUCUUACUCUCUAAGUGGGCUGGAGUUUGAACACGAACAACUAGCUGGCUUGAAACUUCUGGCCUUUUUGAUUGAGUGGAAAUACGAAAAUGGUACAUUCCCAAAAUGCUUAUAAUCCUCCCCCCCCUAAAUUUUCACUUGUUGGAGGCACUAGGAAGUUGGUUCUCUUAUUGUUGCUGGCAGUAUCAACUUGGCUUUAUCUUAUACUACUGUAUUUUGUUUCAUACCAAUGACAUUCUUUACACGUGAAUGCAUAGUUUCAACACAUUUAGAACCAGAAGUGAAUUGGACAGCAUGGAGUGGAUAUUAUCUUCUUGUGCUCCAAAAUUGAUGAGAAUUUAAAUGUGCUUUGCAUUUUGUUCGACAUGUAAUAUUCCCCAUGGAGAGGGUUUGCAUCGUACUCUGACACUAAGCUGUUUACAAUUAUAAAUGAUAUAAAUAGGAAAGUGCCGAAAAGUUCUUUAAUACUUUAACUAAUAUAGCCUAAUUAAAUCAUUGGUCGUAGUUGUAUCGUGCUGACAUGAAAAGAAAAAAGACUUAUAUUCCCUACUUUUCACAUACAAAUAGUUUUUUAAAUUUUAUUGU